Capsella rubella is the source of this 668-nucleotide messenger RNA. RefSeq names its product superoxide dismutase [Cu-Zn] 3. The record is from RefSeq and is a predicted model, not a curated record. Gene Ontology annotation, biological process: removal of superoxide radicals. NCBI's taxonomy places the organism in Eukaryota, Viridiplantae, Streptophyta, Magnoliopsida, Brassicales, Brassicaceae. Gene Ontology annotation, molecular function: copper ion binding; superoxide dismutase activity. Bases 24 to 518 code for a protein of 164 amino acids. The transcript is spliced from 7 exons.
AUCAGCUCCCAAACACAGAAGCAAUGGAAGCUCCUAGAGGCAAUCUCAGAGCGGUGGCUCUUAUCGCCGGCGAUAACAACGUUCGAGGAUGUCUUCAAUUCCUACAAGACAUUUCCGGGACUACUCAUGUUACUGGGAAGAUCUCAGGACUCUCUCCUGGCUUCCAUGGAUUUCAUAUUCACUCUUUUGGUGAUACUACGAAUGGCUGCAACUCUACUGGACCUCACUUCAAUCCACUAAAUCGAGUUCACGGACCCCCAAAUGAGGACGAGCGUCAUGCAGGCGAUUUGGGUAACAUUCUUGCGGGACCAGACGGUGUUGCUGAAAUCUCAAUCAAAGAUAAACAGAUACCGCUUAGUGGGCAGUAUUCUAUCCUUGGGAGGGCGGUUGUUGUGCAUGCUGACCGUGAUGACCUUGGGAAAGGAGGGCACAAACUUAGCAAAUCAACUGGAAAUGCAGGCUCGAGGGUUGGAUGCGGUAUCAUCGGACUUCAAUCAUCUGCUGAUGCUAAACUAUAGCUGUUGAGAUCAAUGGACCAUCCAGACCCAGAGCCACACUCUUUUCAUAUGUAGAUGUCCACUAGAGACCAUAGUAUGAAGUGAAAUUGUAUAUUGACAUACUGUUACUGUUUAAGACUUGAGUCAUAAUAUAAAACAGUACUUUGAGCU